Messenger RNA from Leptonychotes weddellii (Weddell seal), 802 nucleotides. The record is from RefSeq and is a predicted model, not a curated record. NCBI's taxonomy places the organism in Eukaryota, Metazoa, Chordata, Mammalia, Carnivora, Phocidae.
AUCAAUAUAUGCAUGAAACGAUAACUGUUAAUGGCUGUCCUGAAUUCCGUGCCAGGGCCACAGCAAAGGCAACAGUUGCAGCUUUUGCAGCUAGUGAAGGCCACUCCCACCCUCGGGUAGUCGAACUGCCAAAGACUGAUGAAGGCCUUGGUUUUAACGUGAUGGGAGGAAAGGAGCAAAAUUCCCCCAUUUAUAUCUCUCGCAUCAUUCCUGGAGGGGUGGCUGAAAGACACGGAGGCCUCAAAAGGGGAGACCAGCUGCUAUCAGUGAACGGAGUGAGCGUGGAAGGGGAGCACCAUGAGAAAGCUGUGGAACUGCUCAAGGCUGCCAAAGACAGCGUCAAGCUGGUGGUCCGAUACACCCCAAAAGUCCUGGAAGAAAUGGAGGCGCGCUUCGAAAAGCUCCGGACCGCCCGGCGCCGACAGCAGCAACAACAGCAGCGGCAGCAACAAACACAGCAGAACCACAUGUCCUAGGUCCUUAGAGAGAAGCUACCUGAUCAAAGAUCUGAUAGUCACAAAUUCGAAACCGUGCUUCCGAAUCCCAGCACAUAGUAAAAGGAAAAGACCACAUUGAUAAUUAUACCUGUCAAGAAGCUGUGAACACGUGGUGUAUGAAUUCUUUACCAAGGCGACUUGACAUCUUCUUUCUCUGGGCCUGAAUCCCACUGCUCACGUGCUCUUUACACACACAGGCCUUCCAUUCACUGCAGUGGGAAUUCUCAGUGUGUAAAGGGAGAGGUUUUCCAGUCUGCAGACUGAAAUAGUACAAGAAGAAUCAAGUCCAUGACUUUCAGAUAAAU